Molecule: messenger RNA, 1587 nt
Organism: Oldenlandia corymbosa var. corymbosa
Lineage: Eukaryota; Viridiplantae; Streptophyta; Magnoliopsida; Gentianales; Rubiaceae
Source: the annotation of a GenBank genome assembly
UGAACAUUAAUUGUUUCUUUUUUGGGUGCCAAGAAAUACAAGGAAAAAAAAGCACUUGGAUGGUUUAGACUUUUGAUUCAUUGAAAAACAAGAAAGAUAUCACAUUUUAUUCCACAAAAAGAGGGAAAAGAAAAAUUUCAAUCUAAUAUAAGUAAGUUGAACAGUGAGCUAAACAGGUCAAACAAAUUUUCCUUAUCAUGUGUAAUUCUUUCAAACAUUAAGCACAAUAGUAAACCACCUUCAUUAUUUUUCACUCCAUCCAUGUUUCCUUCCUUUUUUUUUUUUUUUGAAUGAAAAUUACUCAGCAUACUCAUCAUCUAACUUCUCCCAAAAUACAUAUCAGAUGACUCACAGCCCAUAAAGCCAUUUUCCACGACUCACAAACACACACACACACACACACACAUUCGUAUCAUCCCUUUUUUUCCUCAUCACACAUAAUGCAAGCAAAGAAGAAAACAGAACUCAUGAUGAUGAUGAUGAUGAUGAUGAUCACGAAGAUGAAUAUUUUCAUGAGUUUCUUCAUCGGUUCAUCGAUUAUCAUCAUAAACCCAACCUCAGCUUCCACGGACAGCUUCAUAUACGCCGGCUGUACGCAGCUCAAAUUCAGUCCGGGCACCGUUUACGAGUCAAACGUAAACUCGGCCCUCACUUCCUUAGUCAACUCCGCCGUCACCUCAAACUUCAACAACUUCAAAGUCUCCCUACCGGGGUCCUCCCAAAACGACGUCAUUUACGCCCUCUACCAAUGCCGGGGCGACCUCAGCACCUCCGACUGCUCCUCCUGCGUAGCCCAUGCAGUCAGCCAACUCGGCACCGCCUGCGUCUACACCUCCGGCGGCGCGUUGCAGCUCGACGGCUGCCUCGUCAAGUACGACAACGUUUCCUUCUUCGGCACCGAGGACAAGACGGUGGCGCUCCACCGGUGCGGGCCGUCCAUCGGGUACGACUCCGACGCGUUGACGCGCCGGGACGCGGUGUUGGGGUACCUGACGGCGGGCGGCGGCGGCGGAGGCCAGUAUUUUCGGGUGGGCGGGUCCGGGAACGUUCAGGGGGUGGCGCAGUGCGUGCAGGAUCUGAGUGGGGGCGAGUGUCAGGAUUGCUUGUCGGAUGCGAUCGGACGGCUGAAGAACGAGUGCGGGAGCGCUGCGUGGGGGGAUAUGUUCUAUGGGAAAUGCUACGCGCGGUACACGGAGCAUGGGUAUCACGCGGGCGGUCAUGACAAUAAUGAUGAGAUGGACAAGACUCUUGCAAUUAUAAUCGGAGGCAUUGCUGGAGUCACUUUGCUUGUUUUUCUCUUGUCCGCUUUCAAUAGACUCAUAGAGAAGAAAGGUGGAAAAUAGGGCACUGAUCAGGAAUUCUUCUGGUAAAUAUUUGAUUUUGAAGUUUGGAGAUCUAUUGCUUUCCUCACUCUUUCAUGGCCCCUAUGGCUUUCCUUUUAUGUCGUUCUGUCCAUGCUUUUGUGAAGUUUCGCCUUCCUUGUAAUUGACUUAAAGGUUAAAGGUACAUACAAAAUUUGAGGUUUCCAGGAAAUAAAGGAAACCAAAGAAGCCUAGAGAUUGGUACCCACCCGCCCCACCCCCACCC